Ambispora leptoticha is the source of this 555-nucleotide messenger RNA. The record is from the annotation of a GenBank genome assembly. NCBI's taxonomy places the organism in Eukaryota, Fungi, Glomeromycota, Glomeromycetes, Archaeosporales, Ambisporaceae.
AUGAACUCUGAGAAAACAAAGGGGAUAGUAAAGAAGGAGAUUAUUGUUCUCCUUGCUGAAAAAAAUGCCAAUGACAAACAGAAACUUCUCAAAUCUUUUAAGGAUUUAGAUAAUUAUUACCAAAAAAAUGAGAUUGAGAAAAUAGAUUAUAAUCCUAGCUACUUUACUGUAGAAAUUAGAAUUACCUUAACUAGUUAUUUUGUGGAUAAUCACAAUACUUCCUUAUCUCGGCAACAACUAGGGAGUAUGAUUAGUAGAUUACAAAGUGAACUAAAAGAAGAAAAGAAACCCACUAAUUACAUGCCUUAUAUUUUGGGAGGAAUAGGAGUUGUGUUAGUUAUAGUAGUAAUAGCAGUUGUUUACUUACUGGGGAAAAGAUUAAAAGAUUCUUUUUACAGUAAUAAAAAAGUAAGAUAUAUCUCUGAAAUAGCAGGUCGAUUAGAACUUUCGAUAAACGAGAAUCAACCAAAUAAAUUCUUUCAAGAUUUUAGCCAAAAUAUUUAUAAGUUUGAACUUCCUGAGUUAGUUAAGUUUGAAGAACCCUUAGAGAAAGAA